This is a messenger RNA of Anopheles nili, 719 nucleotides long. It is a transcript of the gene ATPsynD, whose product is annotated as ATP synthase subunit d, mitochondrial. Gene Ontology annotation, biological process: proton motive force-driven ATP synthesis. The record is from RefSeq and is a predicted model, not a curated record. NCBI's taxonomy places the organism in Eukaryota, Metazoa, Arthropoda, Insecta, Diptera, Culicidae. The transcript is spliced from 3 exons. Bases 75 to 593 code for a protein of 172 amino acids. Gene Ontology annotation, molecular function: proton transmembrane transporter activity.
CACCGAUUUCUGACCAUCGCCAGGAGAUCGAACAUAUUUUUGUGCGGAGUUGUGCAUAUUUUGGAAAUAUCGCGAUGGCCUCUCGUCGAAUUGCCCAAUCGAGCGUAAACUGGGCGGCUCUGGCCGAGCGUGUGCCGCCGAACCAGAAGCCUAAUCUCGCUGCCUUCAAGACGAAGAGCGAUAAAUACUUGCGUAGUGUUGUUGCCAAUCCGGAGUCAGCACCCAAAAUUGAUUGGGCUUUCUACAAGAAGAAUGUUCCCGUCGCUGGUAUGGUUGACAAAUUCCAAAAGGCGUACGAAGCCUUGCAGAUCCCUUAUCCGGUCGAUAACGUGACCAAGCUCGUCGAAGCUCAGGAGAAGGAAGUCCAGCAGGAGAUUGCCAAGUUCGUCAAGGAUUCCGAGUCCCGCAUCGCUGAACACCAGUCGCAGAUUGCCACCUUGAAGGCUCUGCUGCCAUACGACCAGAUGACCAUGGAAGAUUUCCGAGACUCCUUCCCAGAGCAAGCUCUGGAUCCGAUCAAUCGCCCCACGUUCUGGCCGCACACUCCCGAGGAGCAGGAGCCUGGUGCACCGAACGCCGAGCCGCACCAUUAAAAAACGAUCGCUUGAUUGCAGUUGCUUAAACAGUGACACCGAUAUUGGGUGCGUUUGGCGUAGACCCGGAAUAGAAAUAAAGCAAAUUGCUGUUUACUAACUCCGUACUCUGGCCAACGAAGAUCG